This is a messenger RNA of Staurois parvus, 1069 nucleotides long. The record is from the annotation of a GenBank genome assembly. Lineage: Eukaryota; Metazoa; Chordata; Amphibia; Anura; Ranidae.
CAGCGUGCCAUCCUGCGACUCGUACGCGGCGGCCAUGCUGCUGAGUGCUGCAGGGGACGCUCUGGGCUACAGGAACCAGCUGUGGGAAUACUGCAAAUCCGGAGCCCAAAUCCACAGCCAGCUGAAAGAUCUGGGGGGGCUGGUGAAAAUAACCGCGUCUCUACCGGACUGGCCGGUCAGCGAUGACACCGUGCUCCACUUGGCGACCGCCGAGAGUCUGGCUACAGGGAAGCUGGGAGAAGAUUUAUAUCAUGAGCUCGCUACGAGAUACGUGUCUGCCAUGUCCGAUAUGGAGGGGAGGAAGCCUGGACCCACCAGUAUUCUAGGAACCUCUCAGUUGCGUCCCGGGGAACCUGGAGGAUUCCGCAUUCCAUUUAACCCUUCGGCGACCGGCUGUGGAGCAGCGAUGAGAUCCAUGUGUAUAGGGCUCAGAUUUCCCCGACCGUCGGAGCUGUCCCUCCUGGUCGCCGUCAGCGUGGAGAGCGGGAAGAUGACCCACAACCACCCCACAGGGUACCUUGGAUCUCUUGCAUCGGCCCUCUUCUUGGCUCUGGCGGUACAGAGAGUCCCCCUGGAAUUAUGGGGGGUGCGUUUGUUAGAGGCUCUUCCUGUGGCUCUAGAGUAUAUCCGCUCCACAGGGAGUGACGUGGAGCGCCAUGUGGAAGCGUGGGAUUACUUCCGAGAAAGCUGGGAGAGGUACCUCUCAGAGAGGGGUCUAUCUCAGGGUACCGGACCGGCUGUGUUCCCACCUCUGUACGGUCCUGAAGAGAGGGACAAGGAGUACGCUCGCUGGUGUCUGGAGGACUGGGCAGGGAGGAGUGGCCAUGAUGCUCCGAUGAUCGCAUACGACGCCCUCUUGGGGGCAGGGAACUCAUGGGAGGAGCUAUGUAGUCGCUCCAUGUUCCAUGGAGGUGACAGCGACUCCACAGGCGUGAUUGCUGGCUGUUGUUGGGGGGCUUUGUAUGGACUAUCUGGGGUACCGAAGGGAAACUACAGUGAGUUGGAGUACCGAGACCGACUGGAGAGUACAGCUAGAUCGCUCCACAAGCUGGCCUGGCCUGGACACUAA